Danio aesculapii is the source of this 1263-nucleotide messenger RNA. Its product is annotated as endonuclease domain-containing 1 protein. The coding region runs from base 65 to 946 and encodes 293 amino acids. The record is from RefSeq and is a predicted model, not a curated record. The transcript is spliced from 2 exons. Lineage: Eukaryota; Metazoa; Chordata; Actinopteri; Cypriniformes; Danionidae. Gene Ontology annotation, molecular function: nucleic acid binding; metal ion binding; hydrolase activity.
UUGGACUUGUGAGACCUUUCUCUGCUCGCUUUUUUUUCUAACUCGUGAUUCAGUUCAGCUUAAGAUGCAUCUGCUUGUCGUCUCUGUGCUGCUGGUGUUUGGUUUUUCAUUCAUCACUACUGAAGUUGUAGAUUCGUUCAGUAAAUGCAAUCAGUUUUUUCUGGGUGGAGAGCCUCCGGUGAUUUCUGGCCUUCUCGAGGGAUCAGUCUCACAAGAUAACAAUCACAAAAUCAUCUGUCAAAAAUAUCAGAAUCUUUACAGAUUUGCAACUUUCUACAGUAUAACAACCGUAAAUGGACACCAGGGAAGGAUUCCUGUAUUUUCAGCCUACAAAUAUACUGGAUGUUGCAGAGGGAGACCACGUUUAUCAUGGAUGAUCGAGCCACAGCUUGAAUCUUCAGAUAACAGUGAAAUGCGUGCACCAUGUGUCAAUCAGGCUGCAAUGGGGGAUUACCAUAAAGAGGACAAUAUAUCUCGUGGCCACUUAUUUCCUAAUGGUCAUGCACCGGAUGAAGUCACUGCUGAAUCUACAUUCACACUGACCAACACUGUGCCACAGGUUAAAAGCUUCAAUAAUGGUAGCUGGGUCCGUAUGGAGCAAAAAGUUAGAAGUAUCAUAGAGUCUGACUGCCGUGAUGAAAAUAAUAUGACUUUAGCCUAUGUGCUGACUGGAGCUGUGCCAAGCACAAACAAUUUCUUGCGAAAAAGAGUCAACAUUCCCAAAUACAUGUGGACAGCGUUCUGCUGCUUUAACAGCACCGGACAAACAUGGGUAUCUCAGGCUCACUGGGCUGAAAACAAACGUGAGAGAAACACUACAUAUAUUCCAACAAAAUCUCUGGAUAAAUUAGAGCAGUUUUUAACCAAACAGUAUAACAGAAAUUACAAACUGUUCGAAAAUGACUGCUAUCAAAGAAAAGUAAUAAAAACGUUACACAUAUACUGAGCAGAACUUGUGGUGGUCCUUAAGGAUAUACACCGAGACUGUAAGAAUGGGUUUUACCUAUAGCGGUUUGAACUGCAGUUAUCAGUAUGAUGGUGAAAAACUGUACAUUUCUAGUCAAACCAUGCUUCUGCAAAACAGAAGCAAAAACUUAUACCAAAAACAGAAAUAAAACAGAAGCAAAACUUAUACCAAAAACAGAAAUAAAACAGAAGCAAAACUCAACCAAAAACAGAAAUAAAACAGAAGCAAAACUCAACCAAAAACAGAAAUAAAACAGAAGCAAAACUCAACCAAAAACAGAAAUAAAACAGAAGCAA